Adineta steineri is the source of this 442-nucleotide messenger RNA. NCBI's taxonomy places the organism in Eukaryota, Metazoa, Rotifera, Eurotatoria, Adinetida, Adinetidae. The record is from the annotation of a GenBank genome assembly.
AGGAUCAGCUUCGAAUCAACUUAAUUAUCCUCGUGGAAUAUUUGUCAAUGUCAAUUUGGAUUUAUAUGUGGCGGAUUGUGGAAAUGAUCGAAUUCAGCUGUUCCCGUCAGGUGAAUCAAAUGGUAUCACAGUAGCCGGGCAAUAUUUAAUACCAGAUCUAACGGUUGAACUUCGUUGUCCAACUGGAAUCAUAUUAGAUGCUGAGAAAUAUUUAUUCAUUGCAGAUCAGAAUAAUCAUCGCAUUGUGGGCUCAGACUUGAAUGGUUUUCGAUGUUUAGUUGGAUGUUAUGAAAGAGGUUCACAAUCCAAUCAAUUAAAUCAUCCAUCUAGUUUGAGUUUCGAUCGUUCUGGAAACAUGUUUGUUACUGAUGGAGAAAAUCAUCGAAUUCAAAAAUUUCAAUAUUUCGAAGAAUCAUGUAGUAAGUUUAAAAUGAUCGAAUAA